Messenger RNA from Lithohypha guttulata, 462 nucleotides. RefSeq lists its product as uncharacterized. The transcript has a single exon. Bases 1 to 462 code for a protein of 153 amino acids. Lineage: Eukaryota; Fungi; Ascomycota; Eurotiomycetes; Chaetothyriales; Trichomeriaceae. The record is from RefSeq and is a predicted model, not a curated record.
AUGGCGGUCCAACUCCACAAAUCUACAUCUGCACAACGAAGGUUGACCAUUCAGCAGCGCAAGCACAUAACACAACGCAAGCGUUCUCGUCUAGUCAGUGCGCUCAACAAAGCGAAGGUGAAAAACGCUACCUGGCAAAACGGUGCCAUAGAGUUGAAGCAUGAUUUGGUGAAUCUUUGUCACAAACUGUCCUCCUCAAGAAUGGUCAGCGUUGCCACUCUUACUGAAGAUGACGACAUACUCAAGGUGACAGAGGAGCUAGAGAGUCGCGUAGACGAUCGUCUACGGGAGCUGAAACAGGCGCGAAAAUUACAGGUACAGCAAACUCAACAGUUGCGCACUUUAAAGGAGAUCCAUAAGCAAGAACGAGCUGAACAGGAGCAGGCUCAUGAACGUCUUGUUACUGACCUGCGAUUGAGCUUGAGCAAGACAGAGGGGGAGCUCAAGGACGUCCAAGCUUGA